This is a messenger RNA of Drosophila kikkawai, 359 nucleotides long. Its product is annotated as Bomanin Short 3. NCBI's taxonomy places the organism in Eukaryota, Metazoa, Arthropoda, Insecta, Diptera, Drosophilidae. Gene Ontology annotation, biological process: defense response. The record is from RefSeq and is a predicted model, not a curated record.
UUCUGCUUUCGGCAUCAGUUGUCAGCUGCCAAUCCACCAGAGUUCACUCGCCGAGUUCCUUAAAAAAAAACAAAACUAUUUCAACAUGAAAUUCCUGUCGCUCGCCUUCGUCUUGGGUCUGGUUGCCCUCGCCAGCGCCACUCCCCUGAAUCCCGGCAAUGUCAUCAUCAACGGCGACUGCCGCGUCUGCAAUGUGCGAGCCUAGAGUCACAGAAAUGGAGGAGGAAUACAAUCCAGCUAUCGGUCAAUUUAGAAAAUGCACACCGCCAUAUAAUACAUAGUUUGUCACAUAUACUUAAGUAAACACAAUAGAAAAAAUUCAAUGAAACUUUAAUAAAACAAAAACACAGUAAAAGAAA